AUGGAGGACGAAGCGUACAAGAACCUCGGCCUCGUCCGCAACCCGGACGGCUCCCUCACUCGACUUACCAAAUCCCCCGACGUGCCGGCGGUUCCCCGGGUCGACCCGGAUAGCUCCAUCCCCGUCGCCCUCUCCCGAGAUGUCCCCCUCAACCCCGCAAGCAACACCUUCAUCCGCCUCUUCCGCCCCCGGGAAACCCCACCGGCGGCCAAACUACCCCUCGUAAUCUAUUUCCACGGUGGCGGUUAUGUGCUGCUGGGCGCCGCCUCCGCCGUUUUCCACGACUCGUGCGCCAGCAUGGCGGCUCGGUUCCCGGCCCUCGUCGCCUCUGUCAACUACCGACUCGCCCCAGAGCACCGCCUUCCCGCGGCCUACGACGACGCGGUUGAGGCCAUCACCUGGGCCGCCGCCGGCGGCGGCGGCGACUCGUGGGUGGCAGAGCUGGCGGAUUUCUCGCGGGUGUUCCUGAUGGGGAGCAGCUCCGGCGGGAGCAUCGUCUACCACGCGGCCCUGCGGGCCGUUGAUAUGAACCUGGAGCCGAGGAUGAAAAUUGUGGGGCUGAUAAUGAACCAGCCGUUCUUCGGCGGCGUGCCGCGGACGGGGUCGGAGAUCGAGCGGCCGGGGGAUCCGAUUGUUCCCCUGCACGUGACGGACCUGCUGUGGUCCCUGGCGCUGCCGGAGGGUGCCGACCGUGGGCAUUGGUACUGCGACCCGUCGGCCGAGGGGCCGCUCGUGGAGAAGAUCGGGCGGCUGCCGGCGAGCGUAGUGAGGGGGUACGCGGCGGACAUACUGCUCGACAGGCAGAAGGAGUUCGCGGAGAUGCUGGCGGCGCGUGGGGUGCGCGUGGUGCGUCAGUUCUUGGAUAGCGGGUACCACGCGGUGGAGAUUUUCGAUCCAAAAUUCGCGGAUCAACUGUACGAGGAGGUCGGUGAUUUCGUGCGCUCGUUUUGA
Molecule: messenger RNA, 951 nt
Organism: Striga hermonthica
Lineage: Eukaryota; Viridiplantae; Streptophyta; Magnoliopsida; Lamiales; Orobanchaceae
Source: the annotation of a GenBank genome assembly